Molecule: messenger RNA, 447 nt
Organism: Leptosomus discolor (cuckoo roller)
Lineage: Eukaryota; Metazoa; Chordata; Aves; Leptosomiformes; Leptosomidae
Source: RefSeq, a predicted model, not a curated record
AAAGAUGAGGUGUACCUCAACUUGGUGCUGGACUAUGUUCCUGAAACAGUAUACAGAGUUGCCAGACAUUAUAGUCGGGCCAAACAGACACUCCCUAUGAUUUAUGUCAAGUUGUACAUGUACCAGCUGUUCCGGAGUUUAGCCUAUAUCCAUUCCUUUGGGAUCUGCCACCGGGAUAUAAAACCACAGAACCUCUUGCUGGACCCUGAUACAGCUGUUCUAAAACUCUGCGACUUCGGAAGUGCAAAACAGCUGGUUCGUGGAGAACCUAAUGUCUCAUACAUCUGCUCUCGGUACUACAGGGCACCAGAGUUGAUCUUUGGAGCCACCGAUUAUACCUCCAGUAUAGAUGUGUGGUCAGCAGGCUGUGUAUUGGCUGAACUGUUACUAGGACAACCAAUCUUUCCAGGUGACAGUGGUGUGGAUCAGUUGGUGGAAAUAAUCAAG